CCGCGGCGGCCCCUGCAUGGACGGCGGGGCGCCUCCGCUGUGGGCGACGCUGCUCACGGCGUGGGGGGCGACCUGGAGCGCCUGCUGGAGCUGGGGCUGGGGCGGAGUCGCCCCCCAGGCGGCGCACGCGGCGCCGUUCGCGUCCUCCGGCCACUGCCAGGAGGACUCUGAGCGCCGCUCCUGCGACUGGGAGCUGCGCAAGAUCAUCGACCUCCAGCAAGAGGUCGGUCUCCUCCAGUCGGAGGUGUGGGCGCUGCGGUGCCUGCUGCUGGCCGGGCUUCUACUGCUCGGCGCUGUAGCCUCGGGUGCUGGCACGCUGGGCUUCCUGGUGGGGGCCUGCCGGCGCUGCCGCUGCGGCGGGCGCGAGCGCGCUCCGGGCCGGGCGGCCGAGCCCGGCGCCCAACCGGGCCCUCGACGCCGAGCCGCCGGCAGCAGUAGCCCGAUGGCAGACGUGCAGACGCUGGACAUCGGCGACCCGCAGAUCCUGGUCCACUACCCGGACGACGACAACGGCUUCUACUGGCAUCGCAGAGUCUUGCUCUUCAGAGUGUCGGACGAUAUCUGGAUCAGUUUGACACCUGAUCUCGCCCUGGUGCGCUUGAAGCUCCUGGACAUCCGGCACGAGGUGCUGGAGAGGCGAGCCCCGUUCCCUGCCCACCUGGGCAACCAGGUCUACGCCCACGACCCCAUCGCCGCCGCCGCCCUGGCGGGCUUCCGCCGCCGUGCGAAGAUCCAGGGGCAGCUGCUGGGGGUGGGCCAGGUGGACGUGGUCGAGAGGAUGAUCUGGGUGGUGGCCGAGCCCCGGUCGGCGAAGUUCGGCGAGGUGAUCGACUCGGCCAUCAUGGACGACGACGCCCGCGGCACGGGCUUCGACACGAAGGGCGUGGCGGUCGUGGACGGGGAGGAGAUUCUCGUGCAGAAGAUCGCGGCUAGCAAGCUCGACGACUUCAAGAAGGAGACCAAGGCGGACCUCGGAGACGUGCGCACGCUCGGGGACCACCUCGACGAUGCUGGGCAACGCAGCCUGAGGCUCUCGGAGGCGGUCGCGCUGAUGAGAGACACGGACCAGCCGAACUUCCCGCUCGCCGGCGUGAGGAGCGUGAAGGAGUUCCUCGAGUCGGUGGCUUCCGGGCCUGGCAACAUGACGUCGUACCAGGCGGAGUGGGAGCGGCUCGGUGGAGUCGGCGAGGGUUCGGCAGUCAACCACGUGCACCGCAACUUGUGCGAGGUGAUUCGGCUCAUGCGCUCCUGGGGCCAGGUCGACGCCUCCAUGAUGGCCUCUGCGGAGCUGAUCGUGCGCUGGCUGGUUCAGACGGAGAUAGCGGUAGAGCGCAACCCGCGCCACCCAGACUACAGCGGACUGGACAUAGUGAUCUCGGCCCCGGUGAACGCAGCGGGCCGCGCGACGACGAACAAGUUCAACUCCUGGGUCACUGACAAGCUCAAGGAGAGGGCGCAGAUCUGGAAGCAGGAGCGCCUGUACCGCGAGGAGCAGAAGACGACCCUGAAGGAGGGCAAGGGCGGCGAUGGCUACGAUCCGUCCAAGAAGAAGCCGAAGAAGAGAGGGGUUUUUGACACGGUUCGGGCCCCGAACCAGCUUGCCGCCGCCAACGUGAAUUCACGUCGCGCCCAGGGGCGCGACCGCGCACCAGAAGGGCACCUCCGGCCGACCGCCGUGCAGCAGUGGAUGAUCCAGAACGUUGCCCGGCGUGUGCAGGCGCAUGGGGAUUGCCCCACUGACCUCACAGAGGAGUCAUCGUUGCACGAGAUCCUCGACUCGAGAGACCACUGCGGGAUGGAGCCCAAGAACUUGGCCAGCUUCGACUUCGACAAGGUCAAGAUCCUGCACAGGAAGGUCCACGUUCGGCCGAUGCGCCGGGAGUUGCCCGCGUCGGCCGCUGGUUACCUUCGACACGCCUCCGACUUGAUCGAGAUGGACGAAGCGGAGCUUGAGAGAGAUCGUGCCGAGGGAGUGGGUGUCACGCCAUACUGGGACCCUCACCUCCGGCGCUCGCGAGACCUUCGGAAGCGACUGUACCAGCGCCUGGACCAGCAGGGCAUGCUGACUUGGCGCCGGCGGCUGAAGGGGCAUGCGGGCAUCUUCGUGGUCAAGAAAAAGGAUGGGCUCCAGAGGUUGAUCAUCGACGCCCGAGCGGCCGACCGGGCGCAUCGGCGACCUCCCACUACUCGGCUAGGCUCCUCGCGAUGCAUGGCCGACCUCGACCUCUCCGACCCCCGCCUGAAGGCAUCGGGCUUCGGGGGCCUCGGCUCCGGGGCCUUCAGCCCAGCUGGCCGCGAAGGAGACGUCGGGGACUGCUUCUACAACUUCACCAUCCCCGAGCUGGCGAGCUGGUUCGGCUUCACAGACCAGUUCGACACCAACGAGCUGACGGAGAUGGGCUGCCUGCCGGACUCGAUCUGGGACGACGCCGAGGGGGCCGAGACCAAGGUCGGGGACGGCGAGCAGUUCUACCCUUGCAUGCGCGCGGUUUGCAUGGGCUGGUGUUGGGCGCUCUACUUCGCCAACGAGGCCGUGACCUACCGCGUCCAGCGGGCGCUGCCCGACGGGGCCGAGAAGGUGAUGAGGGAGAUGCAGCCUGCCCCGACCAUCGAGCCCGGCAAGUGCGUUGCCGGAGUGUACGUUGACAACGUGCAGGUGAUCGGAGGCUGCGAGGCUGACGCCAACACUCAGAUGCAUGAAAUCGAGAAUCUUUUUCGAGAGGACCGUAUACCCUUCGACGUGGAGCCGGGGGACAGUUUGGAGAUGCAGUCCCUCGGCCUGGUGUACCACUGGCAGGAGCGUCGCCUGAGGCAUGUGGCUCGGCGCGUCUGGCGGACCCACAUGGCCGGACACGCCCUUUUGAGACGCCGCAAGCUCCACGGGCACGCGCUCCAGUGCUGGCUGGGGCACGUCGCGAACUUGAACCAGCUCUGCCCCGAGGCGAUGUCCGCGCUGAACGCCUGCUACCGCUUCAUCGAGGAGUCGCUGGAGUCGCCCAAGCGGGUCUGGCCCUCCGUGAAGUCCGAGAUCCGCUGCUCGAUGAACUUGCUCUUCCUGAUGGAGGCGGACCUGGGCGCGACCUACUCGGACCAGGUGUACUGCGGGGACUCGUCCGGCCGCGGCUACGCGCUCCACGUGACGAACGCCGAGCCGAUCGAGCUCCGAGAAGCCUGGAGGUGGAGAGAACGCUGGCGGUACCGCGACGUCCCAACGGUGACGGGCCACGUCAGCAACGGGCUCGACUACGUGCGCGGCGGCACGCCCGGCACCGCCACUGGCCCGAAGACCGCCUUCGGCCAGUCCCUGCUGAGUCAGGCGGAGGUGCCAGAGGAUGCGAGCGGCCUGGCUCCCUCUCCGGCCCGAAGCCGCGCUGCGAAGCCGGCUCGUGGCCGCACCCAGCUGCAUCUGGACUCGGGCAUCCCCGCCUUGGAGGACAGCUGGGUAGCCAGGCGCCGCUACAAGCUGGUCGCCGCGGACCGCUGGCGCUGGCAGGACGAGCACAUCAACCUCAAGGAGGCGAGGGUCGCCUUGAUGGGGCUCCGUCGACACUGCCGGUCGGUGAAGUUCAUGGGCACAAAGCUGCUCUCGAUCAGCGACAGCCAGGUCACCGUUGGGGCCUUCGAGAAGGGCCGCUCCAGCGCGGGCCUGCAGGCCCUCUGCAGGCGCGCAGCCGCCUACCGCCUGGGCGGGCAAAUCGCCUGGCGGCUCAGGUAUAUCGAGACUGACCGAAACCCGAGCGACGAGGACUCCCGGCGCUGGGACCUGAAGAAGCCUGCUGGGCUGAACCGGGCGCCCGAGCGUCGAGACGCCGCCCCGAGCCUACUCUGGAACUUCGACCCGAUCGCUCGCCUGCAUGGACUCGCGGACGUCGUCGAGGUAAACUUCGAUAUGAGCAUGUACGGCACGGCCUAUCGGAAACCUAUUCGGAUCCUGACAAACCUGAAAGCAUUACAGUCCCUGGGAGAUCGACCUCGCAUUCGACAUAAACACUCGGUCUUGCUACACGGUCAUCUCACACCACUUGCCGCCGCCUACCCGCCAGCAUUGGGCUCGUGUUGGGCCAAGCUUCUUUCUUCGGCCCUGCCGGGCGACAUACGCCCGGGCCGGCGAGCCUUCGACCCCAGCGAGGCCGCCGACUCGUUCCUCGAGCACGACCCGAUCAUCCAGUUCGGCCAGGACGAGCGGCCCCGGCGCUGGAGGGCCCACCCGGACUGGGCGGCAGCCGCCACCGGGGAAGGGCCGACCGCGGCAGCCUACAGGCCCCCGGACUCGCUGAUCAUGGCGACGGUGACCGGAGGCACUCUGGAGAGGUACGCGACGGCGGUCCACGAGUUCGAGACCUACGCGAAGGAGAAGCGCCUGCCGCUGCAGCCGCUGGCACGCCUGGACGACAGCCUCUCCCUCUACUUCGUGGACCUGUUCGACGACGGCUUCGGGGUCUGGGAGGGGCGCAACGCCUUCUACGGGUACAAGCUGCUGAAGCUCAAGACGACGGGCAAGGUCGACCUCCCAAAGGCGCUGGCCUCCCUGAAGGGUUGGACGAAGCGGGCGCCCGGGAGGAUGCGUCUGCCGUUGCCCGACAUCAUCGUGGACGACAUCGCGCUGGACCUAGUGGAGCACGGGAACCCCCUGAUGGGGGCCGCGGUGGUGAUCCAGACAGACACCUACACGCGGCCCUCCGAGGUGGUGGGGCUGAGGCAGGGCCAGGUCCUGCCGCCGGCGCCGGUCGCGAAGCUCGGCGCGCACUAUGGCAUCGUCAUCGCGCCCUCGGAGUGGCACGAGACCACGAAGACGGGCGGCCAGGACGACAGCCUGCUCGUGGGCGACGUGGCGAGGCCGUGGCUGACGAGCGUGCUGCGGCUGCUCCGCAAGCCCAACGCGUCGGACAAGAAGAAGAUCUUCGACUUCACCCUCGGCGACUACGAGCGCGAGGUGAAGAAGUCGGCCUGCCGCCUGGGCUACACCUCCCUGGGCGUUUGCCCGCACGUCUUCCGGCACUCGGGCGCCAGCAACGACAAGGCGCACUCCCGGAGGACGUUGAAAGAGGUUCAGAAGCGCGGACGAUGGGCAUCUUCCGCGUCGGUGGCUCGCUACGAGAAGGGGGCCCUGAUCUUGCAGCAGUUGCGCAAGGUUCCCUUGGCCAAGCAGAAAAAGGCGGCUGAGCGCAGCAAGCGCCUGCCGCAGAUCCUCCUUCAGAAGAUUCGUGAAAUGUAG
This is a messenger RNA of Prorocentrum cordatum, 5215 nucleotides long. NCBI's taxonomy places the organism in Eukaryota, Dinophyceae, Prorocentrales, Prorocentraceae. The record is from the annotation of a GenBank genome assembly.